GUGCUAAUCAUUCUUCCUCUUGGAUGCGCAACCUUGACUUGGAUCCCCCGUGAUCGACGUAGCGGCAAUUCGAAUGGGGUAAAACGGAUGCCGAGCGAGCCGAUUGUGGUAGAAACGCCCCCAUAUAGGGUUCAGACGUCUUUCACUUACACACUGAUUAAACUUUCCCUUCGGGGACGGGCAAGUGCGUGCGCGGAAGCGAGCGACCAGAAUCGUGCAAUUAGGCCCGAUAUUCAAAUUCCUUACGCCGAUCAAAGUGUUCAAUGUAAAUUUAGAUCUAGUUCAAAUUCUGUAUUAGAGUUAGCGUCUGACACUCUCACUGUGGCUGAUUCAUCAACGUUGGAUUUGAAUGAAUUAAGUGACUUGGACACGGGGAUUCAUUCCUACAGGUUGCCAGUACCGACAGAGAUUGAAAAAAUUGUGUCAGCAGAGUAUUUAGUAUAUUUUGCCAGUGUGCAGUCUUUUGAAUUUAGGAAUAUACUUUGGUUCUAGAUUAGGUAUCAACGCGUCUAGGUUUAGUGCACAUAUUGUUUUAUUUAUUUAUUUGUUUAAAACUUCCUUGCUGUUGGAAUAUUUUGGGGUUAUAGCUCUUGUUUGUAUAGUUAAUAUUCACGAUAUACAGCACAGUGUCUCUUUUGUUGCUGAAUUGUAAUAUAUAUAUGUAUACAAAAACUGUUCCGUUUGCAAGAGAACAAACAGAAGAGUUCUGUGAAGUCACGAAAAUCAUAUGUGCCUGUAACGUUCAAAUUUGAUAGAUCUGAAAUUAAACAAAAGUGUUAUAUUUAAACAAAUAUCAAUUGAAUCCGUAAAAAGCAAAAAUUCACAACAAUAUCUUGGAUGAAAACAAAUAGUGCGUUCCUUUUCGAAGGCAAGCAGCAUCAGAAGCAAAUUUUCUGUGUCUCGGCAUUCUGUGUCCAGGCGUUACGUGUCCUGGCGUUAAUCCCCUCUUAGGGUAAAACAGCGGGAUACAGACGAGAGGUAUUGGGCUUAUUUUCGUGGGGUCAAUGACAACCGGAGUUAUGAAGUCUAGGCGACCAGAACCCGCCGAGAUUGAGUACAAGAACAUGCGGUUUCUGAUCAUGGACCGCCCAUCUGAUGCCAACAUUGACCGGUUUAUCGAGGAGUUGAAGAAAUGUGGUGCCAGAGAUGUGGUCCGAGUUUGUGAACCAACUUAUAAGACUGAUAAACUUGACAUGGAGGGAAUCAGCGUUCUGGACUGGCAGUUUGACGAUGGCAACCCUCCGCCUAGCAAGAUUGUUGAUGAGUGGUUCAACCUUUUGAAGACGCGGUUCAAGGAAGACCCAGGUUGCUGCGUCGCGGUUCACUGUGUGGCGGGGCUAGGGCGUGCUCCGGUGUUAGUUGCUCUCGCGCUCAUGGAGUGCGGCCUCAAGUAUGAGGAUGCAGUGGAACUCAUUAGAACAAAGAGACGUGGUGCUAUCAACGCCAAGCAGCUGUCCUUCCUGGAACACUACAAGCCAAGGUCACGCCUCAAGGUCAAGGGCAAUGGACACAAGCAGUGCUCUGUCAUGUAAUUGGCUCAUCAUCAUCACAUGACAAACAGACCCCAUUUUGAUUGGUCCAUUGCUGUGUGACUAAUAGGUCACAUGAUAUGUCUGCAACAUAUGGAAUGUAUUUCAUGCUGUCAAAAUAUGAUACCAUUAUUCCCACUAUGUCAAUAAAGGUUGAGUUUUAAUUGAACAAAGAAAAGAAAAGAUUGUUAGUUUUUCCUAAUAUACAUUUUAAACAAUACAGUGUAUAAUAUUAUGUGAUGGUGUCAUAAAUUUACUUCCUUUGAAUUUGUAAUGAGUAUUGAAGUGUUUGUUUAUUAUCUUCAGGGAUGUAAUUAUACCAUGAGGCAAAAAAAAUGAACAUAUGUUUGUCAAAUGUUUGUAAUGAGUACAAGAUUUUAGCAAAUACUUACAAAUCUAUGUACAUAACUAUUAAGUGUACUAGAACAUUAAUAAUAGGACAGAAAACUGUCACAACUUCUGCAGAUUGUUAUGUGACUUAUUUGUCAUUGAGUGAUGUACUUUUGGCUUGGCGUUAAUUAUUCUCUACCUGUACCUCAUUAAACACGUUUUAAACCAGAAUUGAGAUGCAUUGAUUGUUUUCCAAGUAUGGCACGUAUUAACACAUAAGGUUUUCCAUUGGCUGGAUGAUCAAAAGUAGUGAGAAUCCAUUUUUCACCCUUUACACAAUAUGCAAAGCUGUGAAAAUAAAAGAUUAAAGAGCUGUGUUGGCUAUGCAUUUGAUACAUUUAACAAAUAACUUCAGUCACACUGAAAAAAGUUAAGAAUGGUAGUAGAGCUUUUCAAAUUAAAGAACAGAAAAUUCAUUUUAAACAAUUUUUCAUAUUUUUUUUAUAUGACAUUGCAUAGGGGAAACCUACGGAAACAGCAACGGCAUUAAAUUCUGUACUGGCUUUUUAUUCACCGCUGAAACCUUAUUCUUGAAUGUGUGCUUUCUUGUGCUAGAAUAUCUAUAUUUGUAUUCAGACUUACAACACAUUAUUUUGAUAUGAUGGCUGUUUUUCUCAAGUUUGUAAUUGUCCAUAAAUUGUCCAUAAAUUGUUUCAUUUCAGUUGGUGUAGGAAUGACUUGACGGUCAAACCUAUCUAAAAUCUGCACUCUUCCAUUAUAAUAUGUGGUCUAUGAAAUACUGGUAGUACAAUGUAAGAAUAAUUCAUUGACUGUUUUCCUUGUGGUAUUUUUAUCAGGGGUUCUUAAAAGUUCAAGAGUAAUAAUGAAAUUAGGAUUAAGAGCUUUCGAUUUCAGUUGUAAAGAUAAACUUGUGAUCAGAUAUAUGUAUCAAAAACAGUUACGAGUACGCAAUUUCCUUAAAACGACGCAAUUGACUUUGGGGAAAAAAUCACAAGGUGUCUAAGCCCCUAUACCCAUGCUUGGGGCAUGAAUCCCUUAUACUCGAACAUAUACCCAGCUAUUUAAUGAUCAACUAUUUGCUGUUGUUAGAGCCCCUGUUGUAUUGAUCAUAAUAUUAUGCAUUUGCACUAUUUUGUAUGAACAUACUCAUUCUGACAUGGUACAUUGUUUGAAUGUUUAUGCUUGACAGAAUUUAUUCACUGGUUUUCAAGAGUUGAUUUAAAAAAAAACUUACAAUACAUUUUAAUCACUUGUGAUUCUAUCAGUUAAUAGUAAAAAUAUGAAUUUCAUCACAAGCCAAUCACCUUUAAUAGUGGAAACUUAGGUCAGUUUUUUAGAGUUUAAAAACCUGGUAUGGCCCUUGCAAUCACUCUUGAUAAUUACCUGCUUUGUAUAACAAUCCAAGUCCACGUGCAUUCCUUUGUCCAAUUUUACCAUGUGACCAGUAAAUCUCUCCAUUGGUUUGACAGUUAUGAAUAUGUAUAUCAUGGUGGUUAGGUAUCAUGUGACCAGUAAAUCUCUCCAUUGGUGAACAAGUUAUAAAUAUUAAAGUGGCAUUAUAGGGAAGCUUCAAGCAGAUUGUUUUUUCAUAUAUUUUUUUUUCUUUUAUAGGAAAGUCAUGAGAAAAUUAAUAACUGGUUUACUAAUAUGAGGAUUAAAUUGAAAUUUGUUUCAUCUUUGAUGAAUGAAAUACAAUAAACUCAUUUUGAUUUUAUAAAGAAUUAGUUAAAAUUGAGUUCAAUAAGCUUUCAACUUUUGACUUCACUUUUCAUUCUCAGCAAAUCGUUAUUUGUGUGUUUUUAUCCAAAUUAAAUAGUGGAUAAUAUGAGUGUUGAAAAUUGGUGCAAUGUAACCUCAUAGCCUCCACCCCCGAUAAUACUGCCUCUAGAUUCCUUUAAAAACCCAAAAUGGUAUAAUGAAAGUGUCGAGUAAGAACCUCUUAUUGAUGAUCUUGAUUUGAAGACAUAACCUUAGGUAUUAUUUGUUGGUUUAUAUUUAUAUGUGUACAAAAUUUUACUGUAGAUAAUACUUUAGCAGUGUUCUCAAUAAGAAUCGGACCCAAAAAUGGACAGUUCGAAUUGCAAUUUGGUGAUUCAUAUUUGGAAUUUUAUGUAGAAUGAGUAGUAGCCUGUCAGUAACUGUUACUUUACUAUUUGAGACAGUUCAACAAAAACUUCUUGAGCACCUUGCUUUAGGAUCGAAAAUACACAUAACUGUGUAAAAUAGCGAGAGAAAUUGUGUUAAAACAUGUAUGUUUAGUGCUGCAGUGAUAGAAACCAAAACAUUAUUAUUCAUAGGCCUUUAAUACAAUCUGUAAUACACAGCCAAUACUGUUUAUCAUAUUAUGAGGGGAACAUCUGGUACUAUCUAUUGUAAAUUUCAUUACAUGGGUUUUUAUAUACAUGUAUUAUGAAUGAAUUGACUUUUAUGUAUAGAUAAAUUAUUGUCCACCAUUCUCUACAUCAUAAUAUGUAAUGUUACUAUUGACAUAUUUUUCGUCUAUGAAGUAUGUAGUAUAAGCAAUUGUAUAUUUAUAACAAACAUAAGUCAUAUAGAAUCUUGUGAACACUUAUGUUAUUACAAUGAAUUAUGUUCUGUAUUUGUUGCCUAUGUAUAUCUAGCAAAUGAGAUUUUGAUCAUUUUAAGGGAAUUAAUUGCUUACAUUGUCCUUACUGAAGUAAAAAGGCUAACCCUAAUGCCUAGAAUGUACCAUUACAUAAAAUGCAUUCUCAAUGUUGGAUAAAACGUAAUUUGCGAAAAUAAUGAUAAUUUACAAUGCCAUCUUAUAAUACAUCCCUGGCAAUUGGUACCUUAUGAAAUUACCCGAUACCCAAUUUUGUGAACCUUGUAGGUCUAAGGACACCCAGCUGAAAAUUCCUGCGAAAAGUCCUUAAUAAUAAAUACAUCAUUUGACAAACUUUUUACAAAGGGACAUAACUGGUACAGACAACCUACAUGUGCCACUUUAAUGCUUACUUAUCUUGCCAUGCGUACCGUUAACUACAGAAUUGUAUCUUUGAAAUGAUGAACCAUGCAUUUCAUCAUUUCUAUUGUUGAAAAAAAGAUGUACAUAUUUACGCAUUAUAUAUCAUAAGAUGUAAGAUCUAUAUCGUUUGGUAACUGUUCACCAUCCUUAUCAUAUUUUUACCUAUAGUAAAUGAUUUAAUUUACAAAAUGUAACUCCUUUUUGAAGUGCCACAUUUUGCUCGGAACAGACAGGUUCAAUGAAAUUUGCGUCUCAAGUUGAGAGUGUUUUACAUUCUUAGCUUAAUUAAGCAUUCAUGUUUGAAUUGACAAAUUACUCAUUGUUUAUGUGUGCACAUCUGUUUCACUAUACUGUUUGACUCAAUGAAAUAUCACAUAUUUAUUAUUAUGAAAUAUUGAUUAAAAGCUGUCAAGCGGAAUAAUGAAUGAAUUUUAACUUUAUUUCGCCAUAUUCAGAUUUGAAAUAUUGAACAACUUGCAUGUUACUGUGUUAAUAUUUUUAAACUUUAGUACGUACAGUGAACUAGUUGAGUACUUAGAUACCAGCAGCCAAUUGUAUAAAGCUUGGAUAAGUUAUCCACUGGUUAUCUUUUGCUAUGAUCUGAUUGGUCAAUAGUAAUUGCAUAAAAAUUGGGCAACCAAUAAACAUUGAGGUUCACUUCGACCAGCAAAAGAAUUAACCAGUUUUUAUACAAUUGACUGGUGUUAAUGUUUUAACAAUGUUUCGGAUAUGAUGACAAGUAACGAGGUCCUCUAUCGUUUUAACAGUUAUUUUCAUACUAUAUUUGCUUUUCUCAUGUUGGAUUUGUAUCAGUACUUAACAAUGUGAAAUAUUGUAAAUACACCAGUUUUUCCCCCUUUGUUUAUUAUUUUCCAAAAUACAGCUAUAUAAAAUAUCGUUUGUAUGCCAGGUCUUAAGUGUUAAUGAAAUACUAUCAUCAAUGAGAGUACUGUCUUAGAUUAUGUUCAAUUAUUUAUAUCACUGAAUUAUUUUGUUAUACCAAUUAAUUAUAUCAAUUAAUUAUAUCAAUUAAUCAACUAAGUAUAUCAAUUCAUUAUAGCAAUUAAGGGAGAUAAUAAUUUUGGAUAAUCAAUAUUUGUCUCUUAAAUUUAGUAUUUGAAAUCUCUUUAUAAACUGUACAAAGAGCUUUUUAUCACAUGUCUUUUUUUGUUAUUUCCAACUACAACAAAGCACAAAUAUGGUCUGUGAAAUAAAGCUUACGAACCAUGGAUGUUCACCAGUGUGAUGCGAACUCAAUCUGACCACCAAAAGGCAUGAUCAUGCUUCUUAAUAAAUAUUGUCUUGUCCAGUGUUUUUUCCGAAAUAACUUCCCCUUCUUCAAGCAUUUAGUCGAAAACAAGACAGUGCUCUCUUGUCAAAACCAGAUUUCCAUGUCUUGCAAUUUUCAUAUGCAUUAUAACAGGAAACUUGCAUUCAACAAAAUAAGGUUACUUUUAAUAUGCAUUGGAUUUGACUUUAUUUUCAUGGACACAGAACAAAACUUUUGACAGAGUUGUAAACAUUUUAUAGGAUGCAAUAUUUUAUGGGGUGUUAAUACAAAUUUUAAGACCAAAAUUCAAUUUAGCCGUAAAUGUUUUAAGUUUUAAUUAAACCGAAAGCUCCCAACUUAAGUUGGCUUGGACGUUUGCCUCAGAUCUGUUGCUAGAGUUACAUGUACUUGUUAGGCUACAUUGUGAUUAUGGCAAAAAAUAGAUUUCAUACUUUGGUAUAAAGCUUGAAAACUAUUUUCCUGCGAAUGCACUCGAAACAGCUACAUAAACAGGUUUUUGCAGCGUUAUCAUAGUGGAAAUAAUCACUAUCUCAAGGGCAAACGUUACUCCAUAUAAAAAAGAACAGUGUUGCAAUAAGCUUGCUCAACGGUUCUGUUCUGUGUCCCUACUUUACUGUUUGUGCUUUUUGUUUUGUUUUAGCCUUAGUGUGAAUAACAGUUGGUUAAAAUGGUAGCAUUUCUCUGUAUAUACUAGGACGAGGCAAUAAAGUUAUAAAUUAUG
Messenger RNA from Mya arenaria, 6878 nucleotides. RefSeq names its product protein tyrosine phosphatase type IVA 2-like. Gene Ontology annotation, molecular function: protein tyrosine phosphatase activity. Gene Ontology annotation, cellular component: nucleus. Gene Ontology annotation, biological process: protein dephosphorylation. The transcript is spliced from 5 exons. NCBI's taxonomy places the organism in Eukaryota, Metazoa, Mollusca, Bivalvia, Myida, Myidae. The record is from RefSeq and is a predicted model, not a curated record. The coding region runs from base 1005 to 1532 and encodes 175 amino acids.